Paramecium sonneborni is the source of this 603-nucleotide messenger RNA. Lineage: Eukaryota; Ciliophora; Oligohymenophorea; Peniculida; Parameciidae. The record is from the annotation of a GenBank genome assembly.
AUAAACUUUUAUGGAGAGUUAAUAAGAUAAUCAACCUGUCUAUAGAAAAGAGCUCUUUAUCUUUAAAGAAUUUCUUGAUGGAAUGAAAGAUCUAUGUGAAAAAUAUUAGUCCAUAUUACCCUCUGUUAAAUCAAUAAGAAAGAGACCCAAAAAAUAUAAAAAAAGACCUAAAGAUCCUUAUGCUCCAAAAAUGCCACAAUCACCCUUUAUUUUCUAUUUCAAAAAGAUGAAGCAAAAAUUUUAGAAUGAACAUAAAGGUUAGAAAUUUAAAUACUAUAUUAGAAAAAAAAUUUUCAUAAAUUACAUCUUUAAUUGCAAAAAAAUGGAAAGAAUUAAGUAUUGAAGAAUAGAAAGUAAUUAUUAUUAAAAAAUAGCCUUAUGUCAAACUAUCAGAGGAAGAUAGAAAAAGAUAUAAUGAGGAAUAAAAGCAAUAUUCUGUUAUCACCUAAAAAUAAAUUAGCAAAUAUUUAUAAAAAAAAUUUAAAGUUAACCAAAUUGAAAGUGAUUCUGAAAUUAAUGACCCUAUAUAACCUAAAUAAGAAGAAGAAGAAGAAGAAGAAGAGGAUUCCUUUGGAGGAAACAUUAUAUAAAAUUAAUUUUGAG